UUCUUGCAAAAGUAAACAACAGCGGCAUGGACUCGACUGACGGAAGUGAGGAUUCCGCAGAAAUCUCCGCUUGCAACCGAAAGCAACUCUCCGAGGAGGAAGAAGCAAAGCUACAAGCACAAAACAGCCGUUUGGUUCCCGAGUUUAAAGCGCGCCAACUAGAACUGCAAGCUCAGAAGCAUUGGGAUCUAUUCUACAAGCGGAACGAGACUCGAUUCUUCAAGGAUCGGCGAUGGACAACGCGAGAAUUCGAGGAGCUACUGUCGGAUCCCUCAGAGGAACCCAAAGUCAUGUUGGAAGUCGGCUGUGGCGUAGGCAAUUUCAUCUUCCCGCUAAUCGAGGAGAAGCGAAACAACUACUUUUACUAUGCCUGCGACUUUUCCGCGCGGGCGGUGGAGUUCGUCAGGAACCAUGAAUUGUAUGACCCAACUCGAGUGAAAGCUUUUCAAUGCGACAUCACCGAUGGCGAGUCCCUGUUGCAAAAUAUCCCCGCCGGAAGUGUCGACAUUGUCACAAUGAUUUUCGUUCUGUCCGCCAUUCAUCCAGAAAAAUUCAAACAAGUAAUCGGAAACCUUCACAAAGUGCUCAAGCCAGGAGGAGUAGUCCUGUUUCGAGACUACGGACUAUACGACAUGGCUCAAAUCCGAUUCAAACCGGGUCACAAAAUAGCAGAGAACUUCUACAUGAGACAGGACGGGACGAGGAGUUACUACUUUUCUACUGAGGAAAUCGAACACAUUUUUCUGGAAGAAGGAUUCGAAACGUUGGUUAACUCAUAUGCCCAUAGGAGGACCAUAAACGCGAAGGAGGGGAUUGAUGUACCAAGGAUAUUUGUCCAAAGCAAGUUUAGGAAAAAAAAUAAUGAUGGAUUUAGUGAAAGGUGAAAUAAAUGGAAUUUCGUUUUUAA
Molecule: messenger RNA, 907 nt
Organism: Hermetia illucens (black soldier fly)
Lineage: Eukaryota; Metazoa; Arthropoda; Insecta; Diptera; Stratiomyidae
Product: tRNA N(3)-methylcytidine methyltransferase METTL6
Exons: 1
Coding region: 27-884 (285 amino acids)
Source: RefSeq, a predicted model, not a curated record